Messenger RNA from Varroa destructor (honeybee mite), 2844 nucleotides. RefSeq names its product dnaJ homolog subfamily C member 7-like. Gene Ontology annotation, molecular function: protein binding. The record is from RefSeq and is a predicted model, not a curated record. NCBI's taxonomy places the organism in Eukaryota, Metazoa, Arthropoda, Arachnida, Mesostigmata, Varroidae.
GAGAUAGAAAAGCAAGUUUUGAACGUACAAUAUAUAAUAUGGAAAAGUCUAAUUGACGUUCACAGUCACCCAUUUUUCUAAAUUCCGUCAUGUGAGGGUGCAUUCGAAAUUGUGCUAAUGUCAACCUUCCUCUCCUUCACUUUGGUCAGGAACCUCCUCAUUCUCUUUCGCAAACACCAGUUUUGCCUAGAUAAAACUAGGUGCCCGCUUGUCCUAUCGUCGCCGUAGCGUGCUAGUUAUUACUCUAGCGUGCAAGUGCACCGUGGUGGUGAUGUUAACGGUCUUUACACCACGGACACGUUUUACGGGUCAUUAAGACAAGUUGUGUGUUUGUAUAUGCGUGAAUGUGUGUGCUGAACGGCUUAUGGCACAGCAUCAGCAAUAAGACAUAUUGAUAUCUACGCCUUUUUCCAUGGUGAACUGUGAGCUGUGGAUGAGCUUCGGUGAUAACUGAUUACGAAAACACGAACGGAUACUUAAAACGUAGAUCCGAGAACAAAGACUCAGUCUACCCGUGACUUCACCGGUGUGCCUCGUGUUGCUCGGAGUUCGUGCGUGUGUGUGUGUGUAUGUGCUCGUGGAUUUGCGUGUACUUGUCACCAUCGUUUAUUAUCGUUAUCACUUGGAGAGAUUCAGUCAACGUUCCCAUUCGAAAUAUUCCUAUUCAUAGUUGAUAAAAGUGUACUGAUGCACAAAGUUGUUCCACACAUAACAGCAGGAAUGGGUUCAGGAGAAAACAACAUGGAAAUGGACGACGAGCCUCAAGUGAUCCGCGAAAUACUAAGUGAACCUACCCGAGAAAAGCUUGCCGAAAUAAAGAAGACAGAGGGCAAUGUGCUUUACAAGGACAAAAAAUACGACCAAGCACUGCAAUUAUACACUGAAGCAGUCCAGCUGUGUCCAGAUAAUGCUACUCUAUAUAACAACAGGGCUGCGUGCCACCUAAUGCUCAACCAAUAUCAAAAAGCUCUCAAUGACUGUCAGGAGUCCUUAAAACGAGAUUCGUCUAACAUAAAGGCACUUAUGCGCGAGGCUAAAUGCCAUCAGCUACUUGGAGACCCGACCGCUGCUUUUAGAUCUUUAGCUCGAGUGCGUUCACUGGAACCGAACCACACUGAUGUAGCAAAAGAAACAAAAGCUGCUGAGAGUCUUCAGAACUAUAUCACCGAAGGCGAUAAGGCAUAUGCUAAAGGCGAUUACCGUAAAUGCGUUUACUGUAUGGAACGCGCGCUUGUACAGUCCCCGGGCUGCCCUAAAUUCAAAUUACUGCGCGCAGAGUGCCUCGCCUAUCUCAUGCGGCUACUAGAGGCGAGGGAUGUUGCGCUGGAUUUAAUUCGGCUUGAUAAUUCAAACGCGGACGCGUAUUUUGUUCGUGGUCUAGUACUUUACUACGAAGAUAACGUUGAUAAAGCCUUACAACAUUUCCAGCAAGUUAUGCGAUUAGCUCCUGACCACUCAAAAGCUGCGCGGGCCUUCAAGCAAUGCAAGAAUCUUCGCGCAGAAAAAGAAAGGGGUAAUGAACUAUUUUCGAAAGGAUCGUUUCAAGAUGCCCACGCGGUCUACACUGCAGCUCUUGCCAUCGAUCCUUUGAACAAGUCUACCAAUGCUAAGUUGCACUGUAAUCGUGCACAAUGCUGUUUACGUCUUGAUCGUCAUAAUGAUGCCUUAGCAGAUUUUAACAAGGCCAUCGAACUUGACGCUUACUAUACAAGAGCCUACAUCCGACGCGCCCAGUGUUAUCAAGAUAUGGAAAUGUACGAGGAAGCUGUACGCGACCUAGAACACGUUUACCAACAAGAUAAAUCUCGUGAUAAUAAACGGCUGCUUGACAAUGCCAAGCUCGAAUUGCGGAAGUCGAAGCGUAAGGACUAUUAUAAGAUCCUUGGAAUCAGCAAAAACGCCAGCCAGGAUGAUAUCAAGAAAGCAUACAAAAAGGCAGCUCUCAAGCAUCACCCAGAUAGACACGCUCAUGCUUCUGAAAGUGAGAAACGUGACCAAGAAAAAAAGUUCAAGGAAUUAGGCGAGGCCUACGGAAUACUGUCGGAUCCCCGAAAGAAGUCACGUUAUGACAACGGAGCCGACAUGGACGAUGAUGUUUGCGAUGGAGGACAUGGCUUUACUCCUAAUGUAGACCCCUUCCAGAUGUUCUUUGGCGGCGGGCCUUUUAGCGGUGCUCAGAGUACGCAUGGAGGUUUCCAUUUCCGUUUUGAUUAAAUAAAUACAUGCUGCGCGUUACCAGUAUACCAUCCACAUGGACCAGUUUUGCAAGCUUCAAAAAGGGGACGGAUGAUUAUUUUUCAAUGUCUUUCGUUUUAAAAAACUUACUAUUAUGUACUAUUAAAUAACAACAUAGGACUUAUUAUUAUUCAGCUUUUCAAAGCCCAUUAUUGAAAAACUAGCGUGUUAAUUAAAACAUUCAAGUUCACAUGCAGUUCAUAGACAUACAGAUAGCUCUAUCCCGCAGGCCUGUGAAAUAAUGCUAGAAGAACUUGUGAAAGCCCGCAACACCCACCUUAUUACAUCUUAUGUAGAGCCUCAGGUUCUUGCAUCAUAAAUACUACGUCAAACACAAAUGGCUAAUUGCUCGUUCCUGGCCGCCUAUGCGGUAGCAACUAAGACGUAAUUGGGAAUAUGCUCCUCGAUGAGGCAACACAAAGAUCAACAUUCAUUUUUACAAUUACGAGCACAAUCAUAUUUAUCAGAACUUUUUUUUUUAUUAUAGAAGACACAUAUAUUACUAAAACAAUACAAACAGCGCCAAUAAAAACAUUAAGGCAAAGGAACAUAUUGUUGUAUGUUCCCGACAAGUUCAGAAUUUUGUGAAUAAACUAUGUUACGUUAAUA